This is a messenger RNA of Exophiala mesophila, 1453 nucleotides long. RefSeq lists its product as uncharacterized. The coding region runs from base 198 to 1199 and encodes 333 amino acids. The transcript has a single exon. Lineage: Eukaryota; Fungi; Ascomycota; Eurotiomycetes; Chaetothyriales; Herpotrichiellaceae. The record is from RefSeq and is a predicted model, not a curated record.
CCGUAAUUGUGUUGCCCACAUCGUGUUAACGGCGUGCGUGGUCUAGAUUGUUUUACUAAUACUGCAAAUGUUUCAUUUCCAUUGAAAAUUGAGCGCAGCGAAAUAGUAUAAAUAGGUCAGUCGAUUUCCAUCGCCAUCCUCAAAUCCAACCUCAUCAAGUUUCCCCUCAUCAUCACUCGAGUACCUCACGAUCCACAAUGUCAAGUACAGGAAAGUCCGUCUUCCUGAUCGGACCAGGAUUCAUCGGCCGCGAAGUCCUUGAUCGACUUCUCGCCGAAGACUAUACGGUGACAACUCUCGUGCGCAGGGAAAGCUAUGCGCGAGAACUUGAACAAAGCGGCGCAAAGACUGUUCUCGGCGGUCUAGAUGACCGAGACAUCCUCAUUCAACAAACAGUCGCCAACGAUAUCGUCAUCCAUACCGCCACGGCGGAUCACUUACCAUCCGUCGAGGCAGUUCUUGCAGGAGUCGAGCAACGUGCCAGUAAAGGCCAAAAGACCAUCUUCAUCCACACAAGUGGAACAAGCCUCAUCGGCGACGACGCCAAGGGUGAAUACCCCGGCGAGAAAAUCUAUUCCGAUGACAAGCCUGAGGAAAUCGAUGCUCUGCCGGACACUGCACCGCACAGAGAUGUCGAUUUGGAAAUCAUCAAGGCGAAGAAGAAGUUGGGUCCAGAUGCACGUAUCGCGAUUAUGAUUCCACCUCUAAUCUAUGGAGCAAACCCCAAAUAUAAGCGUCUAUCGAUCCAAUUGCCUUCGUUGACGCGAUUCGCGCUCAAGAAUGGGUAUGCCGGACACGUGGGAAAGGGUGCAUCCAUUUGGUCUCAGAUCCAUGUCUUUGACCUGGCGAGAGCAUACAUUACGCUCCUGCAUUGGCUGGAGACAGCAAGCAAUGAGGAGGUCGCCAAAUCUCCGUAUAUCUUCUGCGAAAAUGGCAAAGAGUUUGCAUGGGGAGACGGUGUGGCGGUCAUUGGCAAGGCACUUCACCAGGCGGGAAAAAUCGACUCCCCUGAGACCAAGACAAUUCCUCAUGAACAGUACGGGGAUUUGUUUGGCGACUGGACUGACUGGGUGGUUGCUUCAAACUCGCGAAGUCGGGCCACUAAGUUGCGCGAACUAGGAUGGGAGCCGAAAGAAAAGGGCUUGUUUGAGUCUCUGGUGGAAGAUGAGAUCCCUAUUCUUCUUGAAGAGUCAAAGUAGACAGAGUGGGAAGGUUUAUUACUAGGUAUUUAUUGACGUUGGAUGCUGGUUCGGCGUGCCUUUGUUCUGAUCAGAAGUCUUCAUUUCAUCUAGCGUAUCUAUCUCUUUACAGUCUUGAUCUAAUGUCGGGUUUCUUGCCAGCUUCAUCUGAUUCUAACUCAGCCAAGAGAACGCCUUCGGCGACAUCAUCACCUUCGUCAUUUUCCAGCUCGAUUGCCCAUUUGAUGAUGCCGGCUCUCGGACUUCUAAUCUCC